GUGUAAUUAACACAAUCGCCAAGUUAGCCAAGACCUGCACCCUGCGCCUUACUGUCAGCAAGCUGUAUUUCAUCCUCUCCGAUAAAGUAGCAAAUGGAGGCGUCAGCAUGUGGUGUGAGCUGUGCCAGGGAAAUUUCUUCGAUGAAUUUCAGAUGGAAGGAGUAGCUGCAGAGCACAAUGAAAUCUAUUUAGAGUUGGUGCCCGAGAACCUGUCAAGAGCAUUAAAAACUGCCCAGAGUGCUAAGGCAGUGAAGAUCAAGUUGACUAACAAACACUGUCCCUGUCUCAGAGUUGCUGUGGAGCUACCAUCCUUAUCAAGCAGCAGUAGGAUUGUGACACAUGACAUUCCUGUGGGGGUUAUUCCCAGAAGAUUAUGGAAUGACUUCAGAGAGCCCAGUGUGCCAGACUUUGAUGUCAGUAUUUACCUACCAGUUCUGAAAACAAUGAAGAGUGUUGUGGAGAGGAUGAAGAAUCUGAGCAAUUCCAUUGUGAUAGAAGCAAACUUGAGUGGAGAAAUGAACUUGAAAAUAGAAACUGACUUAGUGUCUGUAACAACACAUUUUAAAGACUUAGGAAAUCCUCCCUGGGCAUCAGUGGAUGGAUGUCAAAGUUCUACUCAAGGCAGAGAUCUGGAAAGCAUGGCUGAGGCACGCAUAGACAUCAAGAAGCUGCAGCAGCUGCUUGCUGGACAGCAGGUCAAUCCCACAAAAGCACUGUGCAAUAUUGUAAGUAAAAGAAUUGUCCACUUCAUUUUGCUCCAUGAGGAUGUUUCACUUCAGUAUUUUAUUCCAGCACUUGUCUGAAUGUUUUGGAAUCUCAAUCAUUUUCUGACCUGAGGCUUUUUCCAUGAGGUCUGAAAACCUUUCUGAGUUGCUGGAGUACUGUUGUGAUAUGCUGUUAGAUGCAGCCAUCGGAUGGACAUUAUUUCCAUAUUUAUGAAAUUACUCAAAAUAUCUCCUCAUCCAGAAGGCUGUUUUUGUGAAGAGUUACAUGCUAUGAAAGACACACCGCUGGGG
This is a messenger RNA of Phaethon lepturus (White-tailed tropicbird), 1016 nucleotides long. RefSeq names its product HUS1 checkpoint homolog (S. pombe) (gene HUS1). The record is from RefSeq and is a predicted model, not a curated record. Gene Ontology annotation, cellular component: checkpoint clamp complex; nucleolus; site of double-strand break. The transcript has 7 exons. NCBI's taxonomy places the organism in Eukaryota, Metazoa, Chordata, Aves, Phaethontiformes, Phaethontidae. The annotation marks the transcript as partial. Gene Ontology annotation, biological process: mitotic DNA replication checkpoint signaling; nucleotide-excision repair; telomere maintenance.